AUGCUGCUCUCUCAAACGCAGGCUGGUCACCGGGAGAAGCAGCAGUGUGCGCAGUCUACAGGACUGAUCUCGGCUCUGCAGCGCCCCGCACUGCUUUACAACCUCUGCUCUGUCAGUGUAACCUUCCGCCUGCGAGACGAUUCCUGGUAUUAUCCGGCAUCAUUCCGGCGUAGAAUGCCAGCCCCGAUCAGACUGCGGGAGCUGAUCCGGACAAUCCGGACAGCACGAACCCAGGCAGAGGAGCGAGAGAUGAUCCAGAAAGAGUGUGCUGCUAUCCGCUCAUCUUUCCGAGAAGAAGAUAAUACCUAUCGUUGCAGAAAUGUUGCAAAGCUACUCUAUAUGCACAUGUUGGGCUACCCAGCACACUUCGGACAGCUGGAGUGCCUAAAGCUGAUUGCGUCCCAGAAGUUCACAGACAAACGAAUUGGUUAUUUAGGUGCUAUGCUGCUGUUGGACGAGAGGCAGGAUGUUCAUCUACUAAUGACAAAUUGCAUAAAAAAUGACCUAAAUCACAGCACCCAGUAUGUCCAGGGUCUGGCUUUGUGCACAUUGGGCUGCAUGGGCUCAUCAGAGAUGUGUCGCGACUUGGCUGGCGAAGUGGAGAAGCUGCUAAAAACAUCCAACUCGUACUUGAGAAAAAAGGCGGCCUUGUGUGCAGUUCAUGUCAUCAGAAAAGUUCCAGAACUUAUGGAAAUGUUCCUUCCAGCUACAAAAAACCUGCUCAGCGAGAAGAACCAUGGUGUUCUUCACACAUCGGUUGUUCUCCUCACUGAGAUGUGUGAGAGAAGUCCAGAUAUGUUGGCCCACUUCCGAAAGCUGGUUCCACAAUUGGUGCGGAUCCUGAAGAAUCUAAUCAUGUCUGGGUAUUCACCUGAGCAUGAUGUGUCCGGCAUAAGUGACCCUUUCCUCCAGGUGCGGAUAUUAAGACUUCUACGAAUUUUGGGAAAAAGUGACGAUGACUCGAGUGAAGCAAUGAAUGACAUUCUUGCACAAGUUGCAACAAAUACAGAGACGAGUAAAAAUGUUGGCAACGCCAUUCUAUAUGAGACUGUAUUGACCAUAAUGGACAUAAAGUCUGAAAGUGGACUUCGGGUCUUGGCCAUUAAUAUUUUAGGUCGUUUCCUUUUAAAUAAUGACAAAAAUAUAAGGUAUGUGGCCUUGACAUCGCUACUGAAGACUGUACAGACAGACCAUAAUGCCGUGCAGAGGCAUCGGAGCACCAUUGUGGACUGUUUGAAAGACCUAGAUGUCUCAAUUAAGAGACGUGCAAUGGAACUCAGCUUCGCUCUUGUCAAUGGUAACAACAUCAGAGGAAUGAUGAAGGAACUGCUGUACUUUUUGGAUUCAUGUGACCCAGAAUUCAAAGCCGACUGUGCAUCAGGAGUCUUUUUAGCUGCAGAAAAAUAUGCCCCUUCCAAACGAUGGCACAUAGACACAAUUAUGCGGGUUCUGACCACAGCUGGGAGCUAUGUCCGAGAUGACUCUGUUCCUAACCUCAUCCAGCUGAUCACCAACAGUGUGGAGAUGCAUGCUUACACAGUCCAGAGACUCUAUAAGGCCCUGCUGGAUGACAUUUCUCAACAACCUCUAGUGCAGGUGGCAUCGUGGUGCACCGGUGAAUAUGGGGACCUGCUUGUAUCUGGACAAUGUGAGGAGGAGGAGCCCAUCCAGGUGACUGAAGAUGAAGUUCUGGAUGUGCUGGAAGGACUUCUUGUGUCUAAUCUGUCAACUCCUGUAACGCGAGGCUAUGCGCUCACCGCCAUCAUGAAGCUCUCCACACGCUUCAACAGUGUAAACCGAAUUAAGAAGGUGGUUUCAAUAUAUGGGAGUAGCAUUGAUGUGGAGCUGCAACAGAGAGCUGUGGAAUAUAAUGCACUUUUCAAAAAAUAUGACCACAUGAGGCCAGCUUUAUUAGAACGCAUGCCCAUCAUGGAGAAAACCUCCACAAAUGGCCCAACAGAGAUUGUACAAACUAAUGGAGAGUCGGAGCCCUCUGUUGUAGAGCCUAAACAUCUACCCCCAGUUAGCCAGCCGUCCAACCAGGCAAACGAUUUAUUAGAUUUGCUUGGUGGUAACGACGUUCCAGUAAUUCAGACAACACUACCAACUAAACCAGCUUCAGCAGGUGGAGAGCUUCUUGACCUGCUUGGUGAUCUCUCUCUAAGCAGCAAUUCAGUGCCUCCUGCUCCCUCUCUCCCAGUUGCCCAGCCUCCUUUCCUUCUAGAUGGCCUUUCCUCACCGCCUCUUUUUAAUGACAUUGCUGCUGCAGGUAUUCCCUCCAUGACGGCAUACAACAAGAAUGGUUUGAAGAUAGACUUCACAUUUGAGAGGGCUAACCCCAAUCCAAACAUUGCCGUCAUCACCAUUCAUGCUUCCAACACGACAGAAGCAGAAAUGACUGACUUUGUGUUUCAAGCUGCUGUACCAAAGACGUUUCAGCUGCAGCUCCUUUCACCAAGUAGUAAUGUUGUUCCGGCAUUAAACCAGGGAACCGUAACACAGGUCAUCAGAGUCCUCAAUCCACAGAAGCAACACCUACGAAUGAGGAUCAAGUUAACCUACACCCACAAAGGCUCACCUGUGCAAGACCUGGCAGAGACUGCUGCCCUCAAGUUGCAUGGGAAUCAGCAGAGCAUCUAA
This is a messenger RNA of Knipowitschia caucasica, 2640 nucleotides long. The record is from the annotation of a GenBank genome assembly. NCBI's taxonomy places the organism in Eukaryota, Metazoa, Chordata, Actinopteri, Gobiiformes, Gobiidae.